Lachancea thermotolerans CBS 6340 is the source of this 1629-nucleotide messenger RNA. RefSeq names its product monocarboxylate/H+ symporter (gene JEN1). The record is from RefSeq and is a predicted model, not a curated record. Gene Ontology annotation, cellular component: plasma membrane. NCBI's taxonomy places the organism in Eukaryota, Fungi, Ascomycota, Saccharomycetes, Saccharomycetales, Saccharomycetaceae. Gene Ontology annotation, molecular function: secondary active monocarboxylate transmembrane transporter activity. Bases 1 to 1629 code for a protein of 542 amino acids. The transcript has a single exon. Gene Ontology annotation, biological process: plasma membrane lactate transport.
AUGACAAGAAAUAGCUUCGCAUCUUCGUCUAACUCAGUUGUGGAGACGGAAGGCAGUAAGUGCUGCGUAGAGCGCAAGCCCAGGGCACAGCACCAGGUGACUUGGGCAGAGGUGCAAGAAUACUUGAGAACGCGGUUCACGACACUCGUUCCUACAAGGCAAAAACUGCGGGAGGCCAGGAGCAAGUACGCGCUAAACCCUUUCCCCGCGCUGAGACAUAUGAACGCGCGGCAAACGCAAUUCUUCAUAGUCGGGUUUCUGGCUUGGACAUGGGACGCGUUGGAUUUCUUCGCGGUGUCGCUGAACAUGUCCGCGAUCGCCAAGGACCUCGACAAAUCGAUCAAGGACAUGUCGAAUGCAAUAACGCUGGUGCUGCUGCUGCGCGUGAUUGGCGCUGUCAUUUUUGGAUACCUGGGCGACCGGUAUGGCAGAAAGUUGCCGUACUGCAUUUCCAUGUUUCUCAUAAUAGUCGUGCAAAUCGGAACUGGCUUUGUCAAGACUUUUCCCGCGUUUUUGGGCUGCCGGGCUAUUUUCGGUAUUGUAAUGGGGUCCAUUUUCGGUGUGGCAAGCGCUACCGCGCUCGAAAAUGCGCCCGAAGAGUCGCGUUCCAUCUUAUCCGGCAUAUUCCAGGAAGGCUACGCGCUGGGCUAUCUGCUGGGUGUCAUAUUCAAGAGGGCAAUAGUCGACAACUCGCCCCACGGCUGGAGGUCGUUCUUCUGGUUCAGCGCGGGUCCUCCUGCGCUUUUCAUCGUAUGGAGGCUGCUGUUGCCAGAGUCUGAGGUCUACACGAGGCGCAUGAAUGAGUCCAAGAGGGUCGCUCAGGAACAGGAAAAGACCAAUUCUUCGCAGUUCUGGCAGAAUGUGAAAGUCGCGCUCAUCCAGCACUGGAUGACGCUAGUAUACCUUGUGAUUUUAAUGGCCAUGUUCAACUUCUCCUCCCACGGGUCUCAGGAUUUGUUCCCCACGAUGCUAACGAACCAAUAUAAUUACUCCGAUGACGCGUCCACAGUUACCAAUUCGGUGGCUAACAUCGGCGCGCUAGUCGGAGGUAUCUUGGUGGCACAUGUGUCCUCCUUCAUCGGGCGCAGGUGCGCCAUCGUCAUAUGUUGCAUCGGCGGUGGUGCGUUGCUAUACCCCUGGGGCUUCGUAUCCAAUCCGAAAGGCCUGAACCCAGCUGUUUUCUUCCUGCAAUUCUUUGUACAAGGUGCUUGGGGAGUCGUGCCAAUUCACUUGACCGAGCUGUCACCUGUUGAGUUUCGCGCUUUUGUCACUGGUGUGGCAUAUCAAAUGGGUAACAUGAUAAGCAGCGCAUCAUCGACUAUUGAAGCCACUAUCGGCGAGCGGUUCCCCAUUGAUGGGAAAGAAGGGGUCUACGACUACGGUAAGGUCAUGUGUAUAUUUAUGGGCUGUGUGUUUGCGGGGUUACUGAUAACGACAGUAUUGGGUCCAGAAAACAAAGGUGGGGAGCUCUUGAUUGACGAGCGGGUCUUGGACACUCGGGGCGCCCUCAAUAAUGUUGGGGACUUCGACUUGGAACAUGCUGACACAUUUUCGUUACCAAAGCCUAGCGUUGAGCAAAUUGCUGACGUUGAAAGAAAUAGUGAGAACAGCGACCGGGCGCCGAAAUAA